ACUUGUUAUCAGAAUGCUGUUCCACCUGAGAAGAGAAAUGCUGUCCUCUGAUUGGCUGAUGACUUCUGCACAUAUUUCAUCACUAUAAGAUUUUCCGUAAGCAGCCACGUGCGCUACGACAAGAAGGAGGCAGCAAAUCCACGUGUGCAUUGUGGUACACAGCAGCAGAUAACCGCCAGCUCCAUCUCAACAUGACUCGGAGGUGAUCUUCAGCGCGUCCCGGUGGUUCUGGGUUCCAGGUUGGUGUGGUAAGAGCAAGCUGACUGCAGGAGACCACCUGGGGCAGUUUGUCCCUGGCUCUCAAGCGAUCAAGGAGGGCUUUGCCAUCUGCUGUGCAUCAUGGAGAAGGAAGACCUGAAGGUCCUCAACAAGGGGGAAGAAGAAGAGAUGGAGCUGCAAGGCUUCCGUCUGUGCCCUUGGCGACUGGCACUGGUGGGUGUUGGGGUCCUGUGUACAGGGGGCUUCCUGCUCCUGCUGCUCUACUGGAUGCCAGAGUGGUGCGUCAAGUCCACCUGCGUCCCCACCUCUGCCUGUGAUGCUGAAGUGGUGUUGCUGCGCUCCACGGAUGAAUUCCGGCGCUGGUUCCUGGCUAAGGUUCGAGUGAUGCUAGCCCCAGGGAGCAACCCCUUCCACAGCCUGGACACCCAGACCACCUCCCCUCCCUCCCCUCCCUCCCCAUCCAUGGCCAAUGGAGACACCCGGCCCCCUCAGGAGCUCAUCAGAAGUUAUGUGGACUACCAGCCCACAGCGAUCCGUUACUUCACGCUCCACAGCACAAAGUACUAUUGGAACGAGCGAGUGCAGAACUUUGAAGACUUAACAGGUCUGGAGGAUCUCAAUGUGAGCUGUGCUGCGCUCCACUCGGAGCACAGCAGGGGUCUCACCAGGAACCAGCAGGAGUACAGGAAACUCUUCUUUGGAGUGAAUGAGAUUGAAGUGAAAGUGCCUUCUGUUUUCAAGCUGCUUAUCAAAGAGGUCCUCAACCCUUUCUACAUCUUCCAGCUCUUCAGUGUGAUCUUGUGGAGCGCCGAUGAAUAUUACUACUAUGCUGUGGCCAUUGUUAUCAUGUCACUUCUCUCCAUAGCUACCUCUCUCUACGCCAUCAAAAAGCAAUAUGUCAUGCUUCAUGAUAUGGUGGCAGCUCACAGUACUGUACGUGUGUCUGUAUGCCGAGCCAACAACGAAAUUGUAGAAGUGUUGUCGAGCGACCUGGUGCCCGGGGACGUGAUGGUGAUCCCCAGCAACGGGACCAUCAUGCCAUGCGAUGCCGUGCUGGUCAGCGGCACCUGCAUCGUCAAUGAAAGCAUGCUCACAGGGGAAAGUGUUCCUGUGACCAAGACCAACCUUCCAAACCAGUCGCCAGGCGAGAGUGGAGAUGAGGCUGAGAGCGCCUACAGCACAGAGGAGCAUAAGAGACACACCCUUUUCUGUGGCACCAACGUCAUCCAGACACGUUUCUACACCGGCGAGCUGGUCAAAGCCGUGGUGGUCCGCACAGGCUUCAGCACGGCCAAAGGCCAGUUGGUACGCUCCAUCCUUUACCCCAAACCCACCGACUUCAAGCUGUACCGCGAUGCCUACCUUUUCCUCCUGUGUUUGGUGGGUGUGGCAGGCAUUGGCUUUGUCUACUCCAUCGUCCUCAGCGUCAUGAACAAGGUGCCAGCCAAGACCAUCAUCAUCGAGUCCCUGGACAUCAUCACCAUCACCGUUCCACCGGCGCUGCCAGCCGCCAUGACAGCUGGCAUUGUCUAUGCCCAACGACGUCUCAAACGAAUUGGAAUUUUUUGCAUCAGCCCGCAAAGGAUCAAUAUUUGUGGGCAGAUCAAUCUGGUGUGCUUUGACAAGACUGGAACUCUGACAGAAGAUGGUUUAGACCUGUGGGGAGUCCAGAGAGUUGAGAAUGGCGGAUUCCAGCAAUCCGAAGAAAAAGCCUACAAGGAGAAUCUGGUGAAGUCCCAGUUUGUUGCUUGCAUGGCCACUUGCCACUCUCUCACCAAAAUAGAAGGCCAGCUAUCUGGAGACCCGCUGGAUCUCAAAAUGUUUGAGGCCACCGGCUGGAUCCUGGAGGAAGAUACUGAGGAAGAAACGUCUCUCCACAACCGCAUCACGCCCACUGUGGUUCGACCCCCAAAGCAGCUGUUGCCCCCACAGCCUGUACUACCGGAGCAGGACCUGGAACUCUACGACCUGCCUUCACAGUAUGAGAUAGGUAUCGUGCGGCAGUUUCCCUUUUCCUCGGCACUGCAGAGGAUGAGUGUGGUGGCUCGUCUGCGGGGGGAGAAGCGUAUGGACGCCUACAUGAAGGGAGCACCAGAGAUGGUGGCUCGUCACUGCAAGACAGACACAGUGCCAGAUACCUUUGCAGAGGUUUUGGAGGGCUACACCAAGCAGGGUUUCCGAGUCAUCGCUCUGGCUCACCGACGCCUUCAAUCCAAACUCACUUGGCACAAAGUGCUGAACAUAAGCAGAGAUCACAUCGAGACCAACAUGGACUUCCUGGGUCUAAUAAUCAUGCAGAACAAGUUGAAGACAGAAACCACAGCGGUGCUACAGGAUCUGCGCAGAGCCAACAUUCGAACUGUAAUGGUUACUGGCGACAACAUGCUGACAGCGAUCUCUGUAGCACGAGACUGUGGAAUGAUUCCUCCACAGGACGCCGUCAUCAUUGCUGAGGCCAUGGCGCCACACGAUGGGCAGACGGCAAGAAUCACCUGGAGAUAUGCUGACUCGCCGAGCAUGGCGACAAGUCUGGAGGAGGUGAACAUCAGCCUGGAGGAUGUGUGUCACAUCUAUGAACCCAAAGAGCAAGAGCGCUACCAUUUUGCUAUGAAUGGAAAGUCCUUUUCGGUCAUCUCGGAGCAUUUCCCAGAUCUGCUCCAGAAGCUGGUGCUCCAUGGAACAGUGUUUGCCAGAAUGGCCCCGGAUCAGAAAACUCAGCUCGUUGAGGCCCUGCAGGAUGUGGAAUACUUUGUGGGAAUGUGUGGCGAUGGUGCAAACGACUGUGGGGCUUUGAAGAGGGCUCAUGGGGGCAUCUCUCUGUCAGAACUGGAGGCUUCUGUGGCCUCUCCCUUCACCUCCAAAACACCAAACAUCUCCUGUGUGCCAAGUCUCAUUAGGGAAGGCCGUGCUGCUCUGGUCACCUCCUUUUGUGUCUUCAAGUUCAUGGCUCUUUACAGCAUCAUCCAGUACAUCAGUGUCACCCUCCUUUACUCCAUUCUCAGCAACCUCGGAGAUUUCCAGUUCCUCUUCAUCGAUAUUGCCAUCAUUCUUUUCCUGGUGUUCACCAUGAGUCUCAACCCAGCAUGGAAAGAGCUGGUUGCACGUCCUCCUCCGUCAGGCCUAAUCUCCGCACCGCUGCUCCUGUCGGUGCUCAGUCAGAUCCUGCUCAACUUUGGCUUCCAGAUAUGUGCAUUUUUCUGGGUGAAACAGCAGCCCUGGUACAGCGUCUGGACACCACAUGCGGAUGCCUGCAAUGUGACAUCACCUACAAACAUGUCCGACCGGAACAGCACAGAAGUGGACGACCACAACAUCAAAAACUACGAGAACACCAGCCUCUUCUACGUGUCCUGCUUCCAGUACCUCAUUGUCUCCAUUGUCUUCUCCAAGGGCAGACCUUUUCGGGAACCAAGCUACAAGAACUGGCCUUUUGUGCUCACGUCUUUGACUUUGUUGGUCUUCCUGCUGUCCGUCAUGUUCUACCCUGCUAAAGCCAUCGAUGACUUCUUGGAGAUUGUUUGUGUUCCCAUGGACUGGAAAGUGAAGCUCCUCCUCCUGGUGCUGGUCAACGCCGCAGCGUGUGUUGUGGUGGAGACCUUCAUCAUUGACAUCGUCUUAUGGAAAGUUGUGUUCAGCAGAGACAAACAGGGCAUCACUGCUGCUGCCCCACCAUCACAGAAGAGCAUAGAUGUGUCAGCAGACAGGUGUCUGCAGUGUCCCAGCAAGGUGGCGCCAAAAGCUCGCUACAUGCAUCUGGCGCAGGCGCUCAGCGUGGACCCCGACUGGCCCCCGAAGCCAACCACCACUACUGAAGCCAAGCCCCGCCCACAAAAUGGCUCCUCUUGCCUAAUGGUCAGCAACUCCUAAACUCCCAUAAUCCUUUGCCUCUUGUCACUGGCCAUGAUGAUUGUACCACAUGAACCACUAACACUCCCAACAUUCGCAAAUAUUAUUUUUUACAUGCAAAAAGUACUGAAAUAUGAACAAGCUUGAUUUUAGCUCCACCCCUACUUCCUGUGUGUGCUGUGUUGUCAUGGCAACAACAAUGACUAGAUGCCUUUGCUCUACUGUACACCGUGGUCAUUACUGUACAUGUCAUUACUGUACACCAUGGUCAUUACUGUACAUGAUUAUCAUUACUGUACACUAUUGUCAUUACUGUACAUGAUUAUCAUUACUGUACACUAUUG
Molecule: messenger RNA, 4409 nt
Organism: Nerophis lumbriciformis (worm pipefish)
Lineage: Eukaryota; Metazoa; Chordata; Actinopteri; Syngnathiformes; Syngnathidae
Gene: atp13a3
Product: ATPase 13A3
Biological process (GO): polyamine transmembrane transport; intracellular calcium ion homeostasis
Cellular component (GO): late endosome membrane
Molecular function (GO): ATPase-coupled monoatomic cation transmembrane transporter activity; polyamine transmembrane transporter activity; ATP binding
Source: RefSeq, a predicted model, not a curated record